UUACAGGCGCCGGCUCCGAAGCCCCGCCCUCUAGCGUGCGUCGAGACGUUCAUUACGUGAGCGCGUCCGCAUUUCCGCGCUGCGCCAUUUCGGAGCGGAUCAGAUCCAGGAAUCGGGACACACGCGAUCAGAAACACGCGAAACUCACGAUUGAGCCAUGCAUCGUGACUGCCCUCUGGACUGUAAGGUGUACGUUGGGAAUCUGGGAAAUAAUGGGAACAAAUCCGAGCUGGAGCGGGCGUUUGGCUACUACGGACCCCUGAGGAGCGUCUGGGUGGCCAGGAAUCCUCCCGGUUUUGCAUUCGUUGAGUUCGAGGACCCUCGCGAUGCCACAGACGCCGUCAGAGAGCUGGACGGACGGACCCUCUGCGGUUGCCGAGUGAGGGUGGAGUUGUCCAAUGGCGAGAAGCGCUCUCGUAACCGGGGUCCGCCUCCGUCCUGGAGCCGACGCCCACGCGAUGACUACCGAAGGCGCAGCCCGGCCCCCAGGCGCAGAUCGCCCAGGAGGAGGAGCCUGAGUCGUAGUCGCAGCAGAUCUCUUUCCAGAGAGCGCCGGAGGGAGAGAUCGCUGUCUCGAGACAGGAACCACAGGCUUUCGCGAUCUUUCUCCCGAUCAAGGAGUCGUUCCAGAUCGAAUGACCGGAAAUGAACGUUGGCGCUGAGAAGAACAUUGUGACGGAAAUCUCGGCACAGAUCAAACAUGUUGAAAAAGACUUUGAGUCCCCCAUAUUUUUUUUUUAUUUUUAUUAACAUUAUUUUAGCGGUUCUGUUUUCUUCUGUAGCUGCGGUUGUGCGUGUUUGCAGUUUUAAUGCGACGGCAUUCCAUCUCACACUUUUAAGACUUUUUAUGUUUUUUGGCGGUGAAUGUGAUAGGUUCUGCUGCGCUGAGCUCGACCGUGUUUGUUUUCGGUGCGAUCAGUGGGGGGAGAUGUAACGGCACUAUGACGGCAGCAGGGGGGGGAACGGAGAACAGCUUUCAUGUUGGGUUUUUUUUUUUUUUGUUUCUCGUAGUGUUUGUACUGUUUAUAAUGUUGAUCUGAAUUAAAACUCAUGACAAAAA
Messenger RNA from Puntigrus tetrazona (Sumatra barb), 1060 nucleotides. RefSeq names its product serine and arginine rich splicing factor 3b (gene srsf3b). Gene Ontology annotation, biological process: mRNA splicing, via spliceosome. Lineage: Eukaryota; Metazoa; Chordata; Actinopteri; Cypriniformes; Cyprinidae. Gene Ontology annotation, cellular component: nuclear speck. Gene Ontology annotation, molecular function: RNA binding. The transcript has 6 exons. The coding region runs from base 158 to 649 and encodes 163 amino acids. The record is from RefSeq and is a predicted model, not a curated record.